Dothidotthia symphoricarpi CBS 119687 is the source of this 1754-nucleotide messenger RNA. RefSeq lists its product as uncharacterized. NCBI's taxonomy places the organism in Eukaryota, Fungi, Ascomycota, Dothideomycetes, Pleosporales, Dothidotthiaceae. The transcript is spliced from 2 exons. The coding region runs from base 74 to 1333 and encodes 419 amino acids. The record is from RefSeq and is a predicted model, not a curated record.
AGCAACAGCCUGCAAUGCUUCAACGCGCCCACAUCUCCCUCCAGCAGCACAUACCGGCCUGUCCAGCGCCACAAUGAAGCGCGCACGCUCCGAAGAGGGCAUCUCCACGCCAUGCAUCGCCGCCCCCAAGCGCCGUCGCGUCUCCCUGCCAAAUGCAGCUGCACGCGCAGACGCGAAGGCGGGAAUUCUCGGCUGGGCGCUCGCCGUCUCGGAAGCUGGCGCCCCGCAGUCCAUGGUCGAGCAGACCAUGGCCGACGGUCGUGCGCGCAUGCCACGAGUCCCCAGCCCGCGCCGGCGCGAGUCCAAGGCCAGCUAUCGCCAGCGCUCCGUCAGCCCGACCAAGAAGCCCACCGAAUACCGCAGCAUCUACCUCAGCGAGGCCGGCGUCUUCAUCGACCACUGCCAUGACGUGCCCGCCGCCGCCGCCGCUGCCCUGGACGAGGCCGUGUUGGAUGCUGGGCUGCAGGCAGACAUACACCGGAUUGCCGACGAGUACUGCGGGAACUGUCGGCAGUCGGCCAAGGACGGCGCCGGCGAGAGCGAGUGGAGGGCCGACCUGAUGGGCGCUGUGAUGCGGAAGCUGGCGCGUCUUCCCCCGUGGAAAGACGUGCUCAAGUCCAGCGCGGCGGAGAAGCCAUGGCGCGCCGAACUCAAGCCCGUGCGCUCGACAGCAGCCCCUCUUGCUCGCCCCAUGCCGCCGCCCAUCCUCCUCUCGCACCGCUCCUUCUCCACACUCUCCACCGUCUCCGACCUACUUGGCCUCGACACCCGUGAUCUUGAAACAGCCUCCGACACGCUCUCUACAACAACAACCUCUACCUACCUUACUGCCGCCGAGUCCGAUUCCGACCCUGAAGCCCUCUCAACCCCCAAACCAGACCUCAGCAUCGGCCUUGCCCACGCCUGGUUCUCAACACCCCACCAGCGCAUCCUCGCCCGCCCCGCCCUGCACAGCGACCCCCAUCAGGCCAAAAUCGGCCUGCACUUCCCCUUCCUCAUCUUCGAGGCCAAGAGCGCGGGGAGCCUGUUUGGCGCCCAGAACCAGGCUGCUGUGGGCGCGGCGUGCAUGUUGCGCAUACUGGAGGGCGUGGGGUGCGACGGGGUUGUGUGGAGUGUCGCGACGGAGGGGGCUGUGCAUGAACUUUGGGUUCAUCAUAGAGUUGAGGGGAAAUAUCACAGUACAUUUGUGGACGUGUGGCGCAUGACAGAUGCAAGGGGUGCGAGGGCAUUUAUGGGCGCGCUGGGGAGGAUCCUGAAGUGGGGAGCGGGGACAUUUGCGGGGAGGGUGCUGGCAGGAUUGGAUGGGUUGGGUGGAGCAGAGGAAGCUUGGUGAGGAUCUUGCAGAGUGAUGAGAUAUCUGGAUAGGAGUUGGUCUACGCGUUUGUUCAUUUCAUGAUGUCCUUGCUUCAAUACGAGUGCAAAGAAAAUCAACAUGUUGUUUCACCAUCGUGAGAUCUUGGUUAGGGAACCGACCACUGAUGUUGCUUAUCGGGACUCACUCUCUGCUUGAUGAGCGUGUUUCAGCAUAUUGCACACGACUCUCAUCGCUCUCGACUCAAUUAUCCCAGAACUUCUGUGCUGACAAUGUGAGUUGUGGGGUCCCAGGAAAUCUUUUCGUUGGUAUCGUAUCUAGGCUCGCGAAGUGAUCGGGUGGCCAUCUUCGUCGCUUCUGUAAACACAUUGUUGGGAGAUUUUCUUCUGAGCUUCAAGUCGCUUCGUGCACACAUUGGACAUGUAAUUGAGAGGGAAUGUUC